Messenger RNA from Emys orbicularis (European pond turtle), 6924 nucleotides. RefSeq names its product mediator complex subunit 12 (gene MED12). Gene Ontology annotation, biological process: regulation of transcription by RNA polymerase II. Gene Ontology annotation, cellular component: mediator complex. Lineage: Eukaryota; Metazoa; Chordata; Testudines; Emydidae. The transcript has 44 exons. Gene Ontology annotation, molecular function: beta-catenin binding; transcription coregulator activity. The record is from RefSeq and is a predicted model, not a curated record.
AUGGCGGCCUUCGGGAUCCUGAGCUACGAGCACCGGCCCCUGAAGCGGCCGCGCCUGGGGCCGCCUGACGUCUACCCGCAGGACCCCAAGCAGAAGGAGGAUGAGCUCACCGCUUUAAAUGUGAAGCAGGGUUUCAAUAAUCAGCCAGCAGUCUCUGGAGAUGAACAUGGUACUGCCAAAAAUGUCAACUUUAAUCCAGCUAAGAUUAGUUCAAAUUUUAGCAGCAUUAUUGCAGAGAAGCUUCGCUGCAACACGCUGCCUGACACGGGAAGACGGAAACCUCAGGUGAACCAGAAGGAUAACUUCUGGCUGGUGACGGCACGCUCUCAGAGUGCCAUAAACAACUGGUUCACAGAUCUGUCUGGGACUAAGCCCCUCACUCACCUGGCUAAAAAGGUACCCAUCUUUAGUAAGAAGGAGGAGGUCUUUGGUUACUUGGCAAAAUACACUGUUCCAGUGAUGAGAGCAGCCUGGCUGAUCAAAAUGACUUGCGCCUACUAUGCUGCCAUCACAGAAACUAAGGUGAAAAAACGGCACGUCAUUGAUCCCUUUAUCGAGUGGACACAGAUCAUCACCAAGUACCUGUCAGAGCAGCUGCAGAAGAUUUCUGAGUUCUAUAGGCAGCUCUCUGGGCAGGGUUGUGGUUCACCAUCUGGGCCCAUGCCGCAGGAGGUGGAGCACGCUUUGAAACAAUGGGACUACAAUGAGAAACUGGCUAUGUUCAUGUUCCAGGACGGGAUGCUGGACAGACACGAAUUCCUCACCUGGGUGCUUGAAUGCUUUGAGAAGCUACGGCCAGGAGAAGAUGAAUUGUUGAAACUGCUCUUACCUCUGCUGCUGCGGUACUCUGGAGAGUUCGUGCAGUCUGCAUACCUGUCCAGGCGCUUGGCCUACUUCUGUACCCGCAGGCUUGCCAUGCAGGUGGACGGCACGGGUGGGCACCUGCCCCACAUCCUAUCCGCACAGACAGGAGCUGCCCUCCCGUCAACACCCGCCCCUCAACCGGCUGCAGGAAAUCCUCCCCCUAGUCCCUUCAGUGACUUGCUGCUCUGUCCCCAACACCGCCCGGUGGUAUUUGGGCUCAGCUGCAUUCUACAGAGUAUCAUCCUGUGCUGCCCAAGUGCUCUGGUCUGGCAUUACUCCCUGACUGACAGCAGGAUAAAGACUGGCUCUCCACUGGACCAUCUGCCUAUUGCCCCCUCCAACCUGCCCAUGCCCGGGGGAAACUCGGCCUUCACCCAGCAGGUUCGGGCGAAGCUCCGUGAGAUUGAGCAGCAGAUAAAGGAGCGUGGCCAGGCAGUUGAGGUCCGCUGGUCAUUUGACAAGUGCCAGGAAACCACUGCAGGAUUCACUAUCGGCCGGGUUCUGCACACUUUGGAAGUUCUGGACAGUCACAGCUUUGAGAGAUCUGACUUCAGCAACUCUUUGGAUUCCCUGUACAACAGGAUAUUUGGGCUGGGACCAAGCAAAGACAGUCAUGAGAUCUCCCCAGAUGAUGACGCAGUGGUGGCCUUGCUGUGUGAGUGGGCUGUGAGCUGUAAGCGCUCCGGCCGCCACAGGGCUAUGGUUGUGGCUAAACUGCUGGAAAAGCGGCAAGCGGAGAUAGAGGCCGAGAGAUGUGGGGACUCUGAAGUUGUGGAUGAGAAAGGCUCCAUCUCCUCAGGUUCCCUCUCAGCAGCCAGCACGCCUGUCUUCCAGGAUGUCCUCAUGCAGUUCCUCGACACUCAGGCUCCUGUGCUAACGGACCCAGCGAAUGAAAGUGAGAAGGUGGAGUUCUUCAACCUGGUGCUGCUGUUCUGUGAGCUGAUCCGGCAUGACGUCUUCUCUCACAACAUCUAUAUGUGCACACUCAUCUCCCGGGGCGACCUGGCCAUGGACUCGCAUGGGCCCCGCCCUCCCUCGCCCUUCGAUGACCCCGCCGAGGAGCAUGACCGAAAGGAGGGGAUGGGCAACAGUGGCAUCAAGCUGGAGGACACCGGCCUCUCGGAGUCCAUGGAUAUUGAUCAUAGCUCCAGCGUGCUGUUUGAUGACAUGGAGAAGACUGAUUUCUCGAUGUUCUCUCCUCCAAUGCACUGUGAGUCUAAGGCCAGCCCUUCCCCUGAGAAACCAGACCCUGAGAAGGAAGCAAAGCCUCUGCUAAAGGAAAAGGCUGCAGAAGGAACACUAGCAUCCCUGUACGACCAGCCCCGGCACAUCCAGUAUGCCACGCACUUUCCUAUCCCUCAGGAAGAGUCAUGCAGUCAUGAAUGUAACCAGCGGCUGGUGGUUCUGUUUGGGGUUGGGAAACAGCGAGAUGAUGCCCGACAUACCAUCAAGAAGAUAACCAAAGACAUUCUGAAGGUGUUAAACAGGAAGAGCACAGCAGAGACAGGUUAGUGCAGCCUGGGCCCGCCCUGCCCCAGGAAGGUGUUCCUUUCCAGCUGGUUGGGUGGAGAGGAAGGCCAGAAGAGGAAGAGGAGCAAGCCAGAGGCAUUCCCAACAGCUGAGGAUAUCUUUGCUAAAUUCCAACACCUUUCUCACUUUGAUCAGCACCAGGUCACCUCUCAGGUAUCUCGCAAUGUCUUGGAACAGAUCACCAGCUUUGCCUUAGGGAUGUCAUACCAUCUGCCUCUGGUGCAGCACGUGCAGUUCAUCUUUGACCUGAUGGAGUAUUCGCUCAACAUCAGUGGUCUCAUUGACUUCGCUAUCCAGUUGCUGAACGAGCUGAGCGUGGUGGAGGCAGAGCUGCUGUUGAAAUCUUCCGACCUAGUUGGCAGCUACACCACCAGCCUGUGCUUGUGCAUCGUGGCUGUGCUGCGGCACUACCACUCCUGCCUUAUCCUGAACCAAGACCAGAUGGCCCAGGUCUUCGAAGGUCUGUGUGGGGUGGUGAAACAUGGCAUGAACCGCUCCGAUGGCUCCUCAGCAGAGCGCUGUAUCCUGGCCUACCUCUACGACCUAUACACCUCCUGCAGUCACCUCAAGAGUAAAUUUGGGGAGCUCUUUAGUGACUUCUGCUCCAAGGUGAAGAACACAAUCUACUGCAAUGUGGAGCCCUCUGAUUCUAACAUGCUGUGGGAGCCCGAGUUCAUGAUCGACACCAUCGAGAAUCCAUCCGCACACAACUUCACCUACACCAACUUGGGCAAGAGCCUCAACGACAACCCGGCCAACCGCUACAGCUUUGUGUGCAAUGCACUCAUGCACGUGUGUGUGGGACAUCAUGACCCAGACCGAGUCAAUGACAUAGCUAUCCUAUGUGCUGAGCUGACUGGUUACUGCAAAUCCCUGAGUGCCGAGUGGCUGGGCGUGCUCAAGGCUUUGUGCUGCUCCUCCAACAACGGGACUUGUGGCUUCAACGACCUCCUCUGCAAUGUUGACGUGAGCGACUUAUCCUUCCAUGACUCCUUGGCCACCUUUGUUGCCAUUCUCAUUGCCCGUCAGUGCUUGCUGUUGGAGGACCUGAUUCGCUGUGCAGCCAUCCCCUCACUCCUCAAUGCUGCCUGCAGUGAACAGGAUUCGGAACCGGGGGCCCGUCUGACCUGUCGGAUUUUGCUACACCUGUUUAAGACACCACAGCUGAACCCAUGCCAGCAGGAUGGCAAUAAGCCCACAGUGGGAAUUCGUUCCUCCUGUGACCGCCACUUGCUGGCUGCUUCCCAGAACCGAAUUGUGGAUGGAGCAGUCUUUGCAGUGCUGAAGGCUGUCUUUGUGCUGGGUGAUGCAGAGCUGAAAGGCUCUGGCUUUUCCCACCCUGGAGGGGUGGAUGACCUUAUGGAAGAUGAGCUGGGUGCCAAGAAGUCUGCUGGCCGGACAGUGUCCAUAGAGACGGCCAGCCUGGAUAUUUAUGCCAAGUAUGUCCUGAGGAGUAUCUGUCAGCAGGAGUGGGUGGGUGAACGAUGUCUGAAGUCCCUCUGUGAAGACAGCAAUGAUCUGCAGGAUCCCGUUCUGAGCAGCACCCAGGCCCAGAGGCUGAUGCAGCUGAUCUGUUACCCACAUCGACUGCUGGACAAUGAGGAGGGAGAGAAUCCGCAGCGACAGAGGAUUAAACGCAUCCUACAGAACUUGGACCAAUGGACAAUGAGGCAGUCCUCGUUGGAGCUGCAGCUCAUGAUUAAGCAGACAGCAAACAAUGAGAUGAAUUCCUUGUUAGAAAACAUUGCCAAGGCCACCAUUGAGGUGUUCCAGCAGUCAGCAGAGACCAGCUCCGCUAACUCCACUGGAACUGGAGUCAACAGCCUCAGCACUGCGCCUGUGAGCACUGCAUCUGCCAGCAACAAAGCCAAACCCAUCCUCAGUUCCUUGGAGAGGUCAGGAGUGUGGCUGGUGGCCCCACUUAUCGCCAAGCUGCCCACAUCGGUGCAGGGCCAUGUACUUAAAGCUGCUGGAGAAGAGCUAGAGAAAGGACAGCACCUGGGGUCAUCGUCCCGCAAAGAGCGAGAUCGCCAGAAGCAGAAGAGCAUGUCCCUCCUGAGCCAGCAGCCCUUCCUGUCACUGGUGCUGACAUGUUUAAAAGGACAGGAUGAGCAGCGAGAAGGCCUCCUUACCUCACUCUACAGCCAGGUCCAGCAGAUUGUUACAAACUGGCGGGAAGAUCAGUACCAGGACGACUGUAAAGCCAAACAGCUGAUGCAUGAGGCCUUGAAACUGCGACUGAAUCUGGUGGGGGGGAUGUUUGACACAGUUCAGCGCAGCACACAGCAGACAACAGAGUGGGCGGUGCUUCUCCUGGACAUCAUCAGCAGUGGGACUGUCGACAUGCAGUCAAACAACGAGCUCUUCACCACAGUGCUGGACAUGCUGAGUGUGCUCAUCAACGGCACCCUGGCUGCGGACAUGUCCAGCAUUUCUCAGGGCAGCAUGGAGGAGAACAAGCGAGCAUACAUGAACCUGGUCAAGAAACUCAGGAAGGAGUUGGGCGACCGACAAUCCGACAGCCUGGAGAAAGUGCGACAGCUACUUCCUCUUCCCAAGCAGACUCGGGACGUCAUUACCUGCGAACCUCAGGGAUCCCUCAUUGACACCAAAGGCAACAAGAUUGCUGGCUUUGACUCUAUUUUCAAGAAGGAGGGUUUGCAAGUCUCCACGAAGCAGAAGAUUUCCCCCUGGGAUCUGUUUGAGGGCCUGAAGCACUCAGCCCCCCUCUCUUGGGGCUGGUUUGGGACUGUGCGGGUGGAUCGUAAGGUGUCCAGGUUCGAGGAGCAGCAGAGGCUCCUGCUGUAUCAUACACACCUGAAACCCAAGCCCUGCAGCUACUACCUGGAGCCACUGCCACUGCCUCCCGAGGAGGAGGAGCCCCCCACACCUGUGGCCCUAGAGCCAGAGAAGAAGGUUGUAGAGCCAGCCAAGGCUGAUAAAACCAGCUCCAAUCCUGCCACCUCCACUGAGGAGCGCAAGAAGAAACCGAGCAAGAGCAAGAAACGCAACCAGCCUGCCAACAAAAGCGAGGAUUUUGUGUUGGGCCCUGGCCGAGGAGUCUCCUAUGGAGUUGGCAUGCCUGCAGACCUCAUGCAUCAUCAGGCUGGGAAUUCCAUGUCUAGACUGGCAUAUGGGCAGUCGCCAGUGGGUCUCUAUGCCCAGAAUCAGCCUCUGCCAGCAGGUGGCCCUCGGCUGGAUACCUCCUACAGACCUGUACGCGUGCCCCUGGGAAAGCUGGUGCAGAGUCGGCCCUCCUACAGUGGGGUGCUGCCUUCGGGGAUGAGUGGCAUGAUGGGAAUUGACCCUUCCUACAAGCCAGCAGUCUACAGACAGCAGCCUCCAGUUUCCCAAGGGCAGCUGCUCCGCCAGCAGCUUCAGCAGGGCCAGGGAAUGCUGGGGCAGCCGCCAGUGCGCCACAUGACCCCUACCCCUUCCUAUGGAGCCCUGCAGCCUUCCCAGGGUUACACACCUUACGUCUCCCAUAUAGGCCUGCAGCAGCAUCCCCCUCAGUCCAGUACAAUGGUACCUCCCAACUAUUCCAGCCAGCCCUACCAGAAUUCCCAUCCCAGCUCAAACCCAGCUCUCGUGGAUCCCGUCAGACAGAUGCAGCAGAGACCAAGUGGCUAUGUGCAUCAGCAGGCCCCCGGCUAUGGCCACGCCCUGGGCAACACACAGAGGUUUCCUCAUCAGUCGAUACAGCAAGCGCCUAUGAUGAGCGGGAUGAAUCAUAUGAGUGCACAAGGGGUUCCAUCAGGAAUCCGACCCAGUCAGAUAUUACCUGAUCAGCAGCAGCAGCAGCAGCAGCAGCAGCAGUACCUGAGGCAGCAGCAGCAGCAACAGCAGAUGCUGAGGCAGCAACAGCAGCAGCAACAGCAACAACAACAACAACAACAACAACAACAGCAGCAGCAACAGGCACCACCACAGCAACAGCCACAGGUGUCCACAGUCCCUCAGCCACAAGCCCAGGGCCAGCCUCCUGGCCUGGGGAUGCAGGCUCUUCCUCCUCAACAGCCCAUUUUCCAGCGCCAGGGUCUCCAGCAGACACAGCAGCAGCAGCAAACAGCUGCCCUGGUCCGACAGCUUCAGCAGCAACUCUCUAAUACACAGCCACAGCAGAACAACAAUCCAUUUGGACGCUACUGAGCCAUGGCACUUGGGCCCGAUCCAGAGGGAGACAUCACUGUGGACUGGAUACAGCCUCCCCCCCAGUGGGGGCUGUUCCCAACCCUCUGUCCCUGGGGCACCUGCCCAGGCACCGUGUUCUGCAGCUGCCCUUCUUGGAGGGAGGGAGUAAUUUUUAUCAUACAGAGAAAAUGUUUUUACUCCGGUUUCUACAAAGGUUUAUGGAGAUCCCGUGUGAUUGGUAGUCUCCCCUCCCCCUUUGGUUUCAGUUUUUACUAAGUUUUUAGUAUUUUUGUUAAAAUAAUGAUUAAGACAUUGUAAGAUUUUGUACUUUAUUUAUACCAGAUGAAACCCUGUAUUGCAGACGUCCUCAAACAAAUACAGAGAGCUUACUUUGCGAAA